GAGCGUUCAGCUCACACUUGCUUGGACCUGCACCCAAUCACCCAAGCAGGAAGCAGCCAUUAUUAUUGCAUUGUAAAUCGGAGCUUGUGCAGGGCAUAAGCACGACUGCUUUACAAUGCUUUGCUAUUGCUAUGUUUUUAUUUAGGGCAGUGCCAAUAAUUACUUAAAAACGCUGGUUUACGUUCAUUGCUAUUUUUUCGCGCCAUUUUUCUGAAAUGGAAGACCAGACUUCGGAUCAAGUCGUCUUGCCGGACAUUACCGAACCAAUGACGAAUCCAACCGACACCAAUGAAAAUCUUCCUGCAGACGAACAUCAAACAAUUUCGGUAACCGCGGUCGAGGUUGAAGUGCCGGUAUCUUCAGUUCCAGUCACUUUACCUGAUGGUUCAUUAAUUAAUGUUGGAUCAGCAGCUACAUUCAAUGUUAUCACUCAAGAACAACUUCAUUAUAAACCUAUUCUAUGCGUGGACAACGGCUGCAUCUGCGAUGCUCGGGGUGAUAAGGAGGGUGAAAGCGGUCUUCGAUCAUGGGUGAGAACUGAGAAUGGAACUCUGAAGGCAACUCACAUUGUUAUACAAGAUGGGCCCGACGACAGCCAGUCCAACCCUCCAACUGGAGUCUCGUGGACCGAGGCAGUCAAUAUGCCAAUUCUUCCUGUGCGUUGCAAGAAUACCAGUGCUGACCUACAUAAGAAUAAGUUCGGCUCGGGAGGCAGGGGACGUUGUAUCAAGUAUGAGAAUGAUUGGCUCACACCGAGUGAAUUUGAAAAUCGCUGUGGGAGGGGCUCUAGUAAAGACUGGAAGAGGAGUAUCCGGUUUGGUGGUAGAAGUCUUCAAACAUUGAUAGACGAAGGAAUUCUCACACCUCACGCGACAAGUUGUACAUGUGCAGCUUGUUGUGAUGAUGAGUCAGCGGCGGGUCCAGUUAGACUAUUCACACCUUACAAACGACGAGCGAAACGGAAAGGCUAUGCAACUGAGAAUAACGGCACUUGCAAAUUGAAACGAAUCGAAUGUCGAGGAGAAGGAACUGAGCAGAGCAACGAUGAUGAGAGCUGUGACUCUAGUCAAGGAAAUCUUCAUGUGCACCUGUGUAUGCUGAUCUGGGACAUUCCUCCACUAUGUGUCUCACAGUCUGGACUGCUCCACACUCACAGAAAGGGGAGUCAGCCUUCCCCCACUUAUGCAUCAGAUAGGCACAUCUACCAUGAUGAGUUCGUACCCUAUUCAAUGCCGACCAUGUUUUACGAGGUUGGUGGUAGAAGUCUUCAAACAUUGAUAGACGAAGGAAUUCUCACACCUCACGCGACAAGUUGUACAUGUGCAGCUUGUUGUGAUGAUGAGUCAGCGGCGGGUCCAGUUAGACUAUUCACACCUUACAAACGACGAGCGAAACGGAAAGGCUAUGCAACUGAGAAUAACGGCACUUGCAAAUUGAAACGAAUCGAAUGUCGAGGAGAAGGAACUGAGCAGAGCAACGAUGAUGAGAGCUGUGACUCUAGUCAAGGAAACGAAAUAAAUUCACCAGGUGGUGGGACUCAAGCUGUAAUUGCCAAUCCAAGCCCAAUUAUAACUGGAGAUCUGAAUCCUCCUUCACCGGACGAAUUCACUCCUGCCGAUUAUCCAUCAAUAAAUGACUUUUUCAAGAAACUCGAUGAGAUGACGAAAAAAGUCGUAAAAACUGCUACCACUGUCAAAAAAAUGGUAGAAGAAGUGAAAGAACAAUGGAGAGCAGAAAAAGAAAUGCUACAGCUUGAAGCGAAACGAGAAAAAGAAGCCGCCGUUCUGGCUGCUCAAGUCAACUCUUCAAGGACGGUUUUUGAUACCCAAGUUGUUGACCCCAUUACUACUGUUAGUCUCCAACCAUCCACCGACGACACUGAUAAUAAAAAGUGCGCGAACUGCAACCGCGACGCGUUUGCUGAGUGCUCACUGUGCCGGCGCACUCCCUACUGCUCGACAUUCUGCCAACGCAAGGACUGGAGCAGUCACCAGGUGGAGUGCGUCAACUCGGCCGACCAGGGUCAGUCCAUCAUGUUGAUUGUGGAGAGUGCUCCCGAGAGUGUCCUCCAGCACCACGAAUGAGAACUCCUGCGUACUACUCUAGGUAUCAAACUAUGUGUUUGCAUGCCGUGGCGGAUGACCCAGGGUUAAGGGAUCGAGGGUUCAUCUUCCACAAAAGGGGUUUCCUUCCAGAAUAUACAAGUUUGGUGAAAAUUAUGGAAACAUUUCAAAAGGAUAGUUCGACAGUAAGUUUCAUUGGGGAUCCUAUUCGAAUAAACAUAUUUCAAAGCGACAGAAAAGAUUUUUUUUUAAUUUUAUUGGAAGGAUUCCCAAUGAAACCAAUUAUCCUCAAUGUUAAAUUAUCCCUGUAAAGGAAAUAUUAAGUUGUUUCCAUAAUUUUCAUCAACCCUCUGUAUAUAAAAUUUAAUUAGAAAUAUCAUUGACAUUUUAUCCAGUGUAAAUUGUAUAUCCAAGGGGAACUAUAGCCCCCCUAGAUCCUCCACAGUGUGGACGUGAUAAGGCUGUUACAAGGUAUUAAUGUUUUCCGAGGGUAGAUUGAGAAACUGUAUGUGAUUUUGGGUGGACGCGGACACACGUUCCGAGUACCAGAGGUCUUAGAAGGAAGUACAUAUAUUUGUGGAUAUCUAUGUCUAUAUCCAGCUAAGACUGCCCUGUUUGCAUAAACCCUUAUGUAAUUUUUCACCUUUACGUUAUUUAUUUAUAUAUGCUAGUAGAUCUAGAUGUUAUCAGAAUAUUUAGCAUUGUAACGUUAGCUAUACUAUUCAGAAAUAACUCCUGCCAAACCUAAAAACAGUUUGUGUGUAAUUUGAUCAACCAUCUACAACUUGCUCCAACAGUUGACUCGAGUAGUAACGUUCAAUUAAAUUUGCUCCACGCUAAUAGUUGUUAUCUAUUACUAGUAGUUC
This is a messenger RNA of Nilaparvata lugens (brown planthopper), 2929 nucleotides long. It is a transcript of the gene Deaf1, whose product is annotated as deformed epidermal autoregulatory factor 1. Gene Ontology annotation, molecular function: RNA polymerase II cis-regulatory region sequence-specific DNA binding; DNA-binding transcription activator activity, RNA polymerase II-specific; transcription corepressor activity. The coding region runs from base 216 to 2084 and encodes 622 amino acids. The record is from RefSeq and is a predicted model, not a curated record. The transcript is spliced from 13 exons. NCBI's taxonomy places the organism in Eukaryota, Metazoa, Arthropoda, Insecta, Hemiptera, Delphacidae. Gene Ontology annotation, biological process: negative regulation of DNA-templated transcription; positive regulation of transcription by RNA polymerase II.